AACAUCUGAUGUUGUUUGCUUAUUUUUCACAACUUUUUCGCUAACAUUUUAGUAAACAUACGCAUUACUUGCCGUUUUGAGAAAAAAAUGAAAUUUUGGUUAACAUAUGUAUAUCAGUGUAUGGAAAGAUGAAUGUUUUGCACGAAUUGAGAGCUGAUGAAAAGCUCAAUACCAAUAUUGAUAAAAAUGCACCUUGGCAUCUUUGGUGUCGCUUAUGUGCAAAGCAAGAUGUAGAUGAACAUAUGAUUACUUCUUCUGGCAAUGGAGAAGAAAACAAUAUCGGUCUUAAUAUUGCUAUUACUAAAUACUUUUGUGUGCAAAUAAAAAUGAAUGAUGAACUGCCAGACCGAUUGUGUACUGAGUGCUUUUCUUUAGUAACGUCUUUGGUGAACUUUAAUGAACGGGUGAUAAAAGUGCAGGAAAUGUAUGAAGCCCUUCAAAGUCGUAGUGACAUUAAAGAAAUAGACUACCAAACGUUACGUUUGAAGUUUGGUGUGCCAAUUGAUGAUCGACCACAUGAGUUUCUAUGUCGUACACUAGAGGUACACUUACAUGAAGAAAAACCAAAAAUAAACGAAUUUGUUGAAAAAAGUUUUAUGGAAGAAGCUGUGAUAGAUAUUUUACCAAAUGUGUGCAACAAAGUUGUUGAAAUAAAGAAAGAAAAUUCAAUUGAGUUAACACCUUCGGCAGAUGAAGAUGCAUACGAUUUUGAAAAUGAAGUUGCUUGUGACGAAGACCCUUUUGGCAGUGAUAGUGAUAUGAAAAGCGAUGAAAAUUCUAGUUCUAGUGAAAGUUCAGUGAAUAGCUCACGAAAAAAACGUAUAAAAGAAAAACAUGACACUGAAAUAGAUGAAACAAAUAUUAAUUACAUUAAAAAACGGAAAAUUAAAUCAAAUGAUGAUUUUAAGCAAGCAGAAGAGAGCGGCGAUGGUGAAUCUAAUGAAAUAUAUACAUGCAAAGAAUGCGCGCAGACUUUUAAAAGAAUCUCUUAUUAUCGCAAACAUAUGGAACGCAAACAUGGACAAGCGGUCGUGUCCAAAUUCACAUGUACCGAUUGUCCAUUUACAUGUAACACCCAAGCACAACUAAAUCAUCAUGCCGUUAAACAUGUGCCCUGCCCUCACUGUCACCGAAAAUUCCCCACUAAGGCAAUUGUGGCAAAGCACAUAAAGUAUGUGCAUAUGAAAGAAAGCUCCUUUAUUUGUGAGGAAUGCGGCGAAGCUGUGCGCUCAGAGGGACAACUUAAACAACAUUUGCUAACACAUACGGAUUAUGCGCCAUUUGAAUGUGACGUGUGUAAAAGAUGCUUUAAAAAUCAAGGGCUACUUAAAAGACACAUGAAAUCACAUAUUCCAAAUAAGCACAUUUGUGCCGAAUGCGGUUUGCAAUUAAACUCGAAAACUACAUUCAACCGUCAUUUGUUGGUGCAUUCCGAUGUCAUGCAACAUAAAUGUGACUUUUGUGGACGUGCAUUUAAGCGUGCAGAGGCACUAAAAAAUCACCUUAUUCUGCAUACAGGUCUCAAACCCUAUUUGUGCGACUUUUGUGAUAGAAGGUUUGCCAACUGUGCUAAUUGUCGUACGCAUAAAAGAAAAGCACAUCCUGAAGAGUUAGCCGCUUUGGAAGCUUCUGGAGAAAAAUCAUAUACUAAAAAUGUACCGAAAUUAGCAGUACUGAAGUCUGUCAUACGUGCGGCUGAUAAUCUAGCGCCCGUUGUUUCAAAACAAAGUGGAAAUUUCGCUUUCGGCAAGAAACCCAAACUGCCACCAGACAGCGUGGGCACUGUUAGUAAAAAACAAGCCAAAAUGCUCAAACAAGCCAUGACAACGCCAACGAAUCCUGCAUCUAUCACGCCUGGCAAUAAUAAUGCCAAUCAUGGAAUACUUGAAACGAAUAACCAGCGUUUGGACGAUGAACAUAACUCGUUUGGCAGAAAUAUACCCACAUUCGAUAAUAUAUACAAUCAUCUAAUGAUGCAAACUGCCACCAACAGUGGUUAUGCUAUGAACUCUCCCUCCACAAUGAAUCCCACGCACACGGAACUGAAACGCUCACACAGCGAAGACUCAUCACCUGCUAACAACAGUUGUGAAGCUAUUGACACAACAGAUGUCAUUGCCCAGCAGCAAACGCCGCUUAAUCAGCAACAGCAUUACGAAAGUCAUAUCUCUCAUCACACAGAAGAGCUCUCCACAGCAUCAGCAAGUGCAGCGGAAGCAAAUAAAUUUUAUAGCCACAUAAGACAACAGACUCCAGAUAGUUAUCUUUAGAUGUCACUUGAUAGCAAUAGCUAUUUACAUAUACUUAAACGAAAAACUAACAAAUAUAAUAAAAUGUAUAAUUUUUUAUCGUAAGGCAUUGUACAUAACAAAAUUAUAAGCCAAACGUUUUAAAUAAAUUUUGAAGAAAAAUAAAGAGUGCGUUAAUCAU
Molecule: messenger RNA, 2430 nt
Organism: Bactrocera dorsalis (oriental fruit fly)
Lineage: Eukaryota; Metazoa; Arthropoda; Insecta; Diptera; Tephritidae
Product: zinc finger protein weckle
Exons: 4
Coding region: 129-2270 (713 amino acids)
Biological process (GO): regulation of transcription by RNA polymerase II
Cellular component (GO): nucleus
Molecular function (GO): RNA polymerase II cis-regulatory region sequence-specific DNA binding; DNA-binding transcription factor activity; zinc ion binding
Source: RefSeq, a predicted model, not a curated record